Molecule: messenger RNA, 1806 nt
Organism: Dentiscutata heterogama
Lineage: Eukaryota; Fungi; Glomeromycota; Glomeromycetes; Diversisporales; Gigasporaceae
Source: the annotation of a GenBank genome assembly
AUGACCACCUACCAAUCGAUUGAAGAAGGAUUACCUCGUUAUCAUGCAAGUAGCUCUGAUGAUGACGAUAAAAUUGGUUUAUUAAGUCGUAUUAGGCGCCCUUCACAAUUAUGGAAAAAUAUUUUAAAAAUUGUUGUUGGUGCGGCUUGUAUCAUCGCUGUUUUAUGGUUCUCUUUAAAUUGGUUUUUGAUAAUUGAUGAAGUAGAAAAUGAUUUUGAUUGGGCUGAUCCAAAUUUAAUUAUUGCGCAAACUGGCGCUGUCGCUUCUGAAGUCGUUAAUUGCUCUCGAUUUGGUGUUGAAGUUUUAAAGGAAGGUGGAAAUGCCGUCGAUGCUGCUAUUACAACUCACAUAUGUGUUGGUACAGUUAAUGUUUUUGCUGCUGGAAUUGGAGGAGGUGGAUUCAUGUUAGUUAGGUUACCAAAUGGUUUCGCUGAGGUUAUAGAUUUUCGUGAAGUCGCUCCUCGUGCUGUUUAUGAAGAUAUGUUUAAGCAAGAGCCUCUAAAGGCUAAAGUUGGACCCCUUUCUAUUGCUGUACCUGGUGAACUCCGUGGAUUGAAAUUAGCUCAUGAGCGAAUUGCUCGAGAAGGAUUUCCUAUUCCACUUGAAUUAUAUGUUACUAUGAAGAUGUACACAUACAAAAUCGAACAUAACAAAGAAUUAUGCGAAAUAUUUUGUGAUGAGGAUGGUAAAUUAAAGAAACUAGGAGAUAUGAUGUAUCGAACUAAUUAUUCCAGAUCAUUGGAAAAAGUUUCUGAAGAUGUUAAUGAAUUUUAUGAGGGUUCAAUCGCAAGAUCAACUGUCGAUACUAUCCAAGGUAAAGGUGGUAUAAUAACUAUGGAAGAUUUGGCUGCCUAUAAACCUACAAUUCGUGAACCUCUUGUAGGAUAUUUCCAAGGAAAAAAGGUCAUAACAUCUCCUGAACCUGGUAGUGGAACAAUAUUAUUAUUUUUGUUAAAUGUUUUGGAAGAAUACAAGUUUCACGAAAACGGCCGUACAGUAUUAAAUAUGCAAAGAAUGGCUGAAUCUUUCAAAUAUGCCAUUGCUAGACGUACUGAAUUAGGAGAUCCUGCAUUUUUCAAAAAUACCACAGCUCAUAAAGAGCGUAUAAAAGAAAUCAUUUCCAAAGAAUAUGCUGCAAGGAUUCGUGCUAAUCUUUCUGAAGCCCGUACAUGGAUACCAGAUCAUUAUGAUCCAGAGUAUGCUACACUCGAAGAUCAUGGUACAACUCAUAUUUCUGUUGUAGAUGCUGAUGAGAUGGCCGUUAGUAUGACUGCUACACUUAAUCAUUUCUGGGGUUCUCAAGUUAUGGAUUCAAACACUGGAAUCUUAUUUAAUGAUCAAAUGGAUGAUUUCGCAAUUCCUGUACCACCAUCAAUUGAAAGAUUCUGGCCUGCUCCUCAUAAUUUCCCUGCACCAGGUAAAAAACCAAUGUCAUCAACAUGUCCUACUAUAAUUGAAAGACCUGAUGGAAGGUUUGAAAUGGCGGUUGGUGCUAGUGGUGGUACCAGAAUUAUGUCGGCUGUUACACAGACAUUAUUAAAUAUUUAUGAGUUUAAUAUGAACGUUCUGGAAGCUAUUGACUAUCCAAGAUUAUACCAUCCAUUAUUGCCAAAUGAGUUAUUUGUCGAGUCAGGAUUUCCAUAUGAGAUAUUAGAAAAACUUAUUAAAAUUGGUCAUGUUGUUAAAAUACACAGCAUCUAUAAUAGAGGUUAUGGAUGUCAAGUUCAAUGUGUUAGAAAGUUCCCUAAUGGAACUAUUCAUGCUGCAAGCGAUUUUAGAAAGAAUGGAAUUGCCGCUGGAUAUUAA